Caenorhabditis sp. 36 PRJEB53466 is the source of this 710-nucleotide messenger RNA. Lineage: Eukaryota; Metazoa; Nematoda; Chromadorea; Rhabditida; Rhabditidae. The record is from the annotation of a GenBank genome assembly.
AUGUUCGUUGCAUCCCUUGCUCUUCUCUCCACUCUUUUCUCCUUAUGUACAUCCACCACUGAAUGGUGGGGAGAUCUCAGAGCACAUCUGAAUCCUGCUCGUCAGGCGCCCUUCUACGAUGUAACUUAUGAUGAAAAAGGUAAGAUUCUUUCGGGGGACUAAAGCUUCAUAAAACGUUCUUUUUCAGUAAAUGUCUGCCCUCAAGGCCUUCAUGCUGAUGCUAUACCGGAGUACGUUUACUUCGGAACCAUGCUCGCAACAAUGACUGUCGAUGAGCAUGACCAGUGUCUUCAGAAGUGCGCAGAAAAGCCACGUUGCAAAGCCGUCAAUUUCUUCCAUCCCUUCGCUUAUCAAGAGAAAGGUUUCUGCGAGUUGCUCACCGAAGGACAGCGCGACAACCCGUCUCUGAUGCGUCCAUUCCGCAAGGCCACCUACUACGAGAAGAUCCGUUGCCGUGAGCUCGAUGAUGUCGAAGACGUUGAGGAGUCUGUUGCCGCCGAAAUUACAGAAAGUGAGUAAGACUAAGAGUGCGAGACGAACCAGUCGCCACUCGAAACACACUUUGCUCAAGUACUAUUGUUUGUGUUACAGAAGCGCCAGAAGACGCGGUUCGCGAGAAAAAACUCGACAUGAGCAGGCUGAUGAAGAAGUUGUCGGCAAAAGUGAAAGAGUUCAACGGCGGCUCGGGAGGCUUCCGUGCGGCUCGUUAG